AUGAAGGACACAUCAUCAAAAAAACAAGACACCAUUGCAAUAAGUACCCAUAUCAAUUCAGGACCUCCUGCAAGGUAUCAGCUGGUAACAAAGAAACAGAAUCUAGAUGAUGAAGGCCUGCUCAGAAGAUGUACCUUUGGAGAGAGAGAUCACAGUAAGCUCAACAAAACCAUUCUGAUAGUGAGAGAGACAGGAACAGGGAAGUCAACUCUGAUCAAUGCCAUGGUCAAUUACAUCCUGGGUGUGGAGUGGGAACAUAAAGUCUGGUUUGAGAUCAUUGAGGAGGAAAAAGGAAUUCAAAGUGAAAGUCAAACUACAGCUAUCACUAUGUAUGAAGUCUUCGGGUGUGAGGGCCUGAGAGUCCCCUACUCUCUCACCAUCAUUGACACUCCUGGGUAUGGAGACACCAGAGGGAUCCAAGAAGACCAACUGAUCUCUGAAAAACUGUUGGAGAUGUUUAGGUCUACCAAUGGGAUUCAUCAAAUUGAUGCUGUGGGUUUAGUGGUGAAGGCAACUGAGAAUCGACUCAAUGACAGACAGAAGUACAUCUUCGAUGCAGUUUUGUCUAUAUUUGGCAAAGACAUGGAGAAGAACAUUGUGACCCUUAUCACACACUCAGAUGGGAGGCCCCCAAAGAAUGCCCUUGGAGCUAUUACAAGAGCAAACUUUCCCUGUGCCAAAAAUGACAGGAAUCAACCUGUUCAUUUUACAUUCAACAACUGUCAAUGUGAAGUCUUUGCUGAGGAUGAUGAGGAUUGUGAGGAGUAUGUGUCUAGUCAGAAGACAUCCUGGGACAAGGGAGCAAAGUCCAUGGACAAGUUUUUCAACUAUAAAAUAGAACCGAAAAGUGUGAAGAUGACUGAAGGAGUUCUGAGAGAACGCAAAUAUCUGGAGGCGUGUGUCAGCAACCUACGCGAGUGGAUCCACAUGGUUGAUCUGAAGCAGGAUGAAAUCAAGCAGACUCAAGAAGCACUCAAGGAACACAAGAAUGACAUUGAGAAAAACAACAACUUUACAUAUACUGUUGAAGAGCCGUACAAAGAAAAGGUUCCUACAAAAGAGGGGAAUGCAACUACCUGCACAGUGUGUGAGGAGAACUGUCACUAUCCAGGCUGCUGGUGGGUCAGUAAUCUCUCAUGGUGCAGUGUGAUGCAGAACAACUGCUGCACUGUGUGUACUGGCAAAUGUCACUACACCGAUCAUGUCAAAGGAUAUAAAAUGUAUGUUGCAAAGACCAGGCAGGUUACAAGGACAUAUGAGGAAUUGAAAAAUAAGUAUGAAUUAGAGAAAGGGAAUGUGAUCAUCAGACUUCAGGCUGAGUUGGAGCAAUUCACUCUCCAGAAUGCCACACUGGUGGAGGAAUCAUACCAGCACCUCAUCAAACUGGAUGAGAUCGCUUUGAAGUCCAUCUCUCUGUCCGCUGCUCUGCAUCUUGGCUUCCUGAUUGACAAGAUGAAGGAGACAGGAGAAACAAAGAAGGUUCAGAAACUGGAAGAGAUGAAGAAGAGAGCUGAGGAACACAAGGGAGCUUUAGAUUACUUUAAAGCUGGUGUAUGA
Oncorhynchus kisutch (coho salmon) is the source of this 1557-nucleotide messenger RNA. RefSeq lists its product as uncharacterized. Gene Ontology annotation, molecular function: GTP binding. The transcript has 3 exons. NCBI's taxonomy places the organism in Eukaryota, Metazoa, Chordata, Actinopteri, Salmoniformes, Salmonidae. Bases 1 to 1557 code for a protein of 518 amino acids. The record is from RefSeq and is a predicted model, not a curated record.